GGGGUUGUUUUUUCGCUCGCAGGCCGACCUCGCUGUGCGGUGGUGGCCGCGGGCGCGGAGGGCGGGAGUGCUGCGCCCUAGCAGGUAGGCGCGGCUGCUCGCCGCUACCCUCCGGCGAGACUCGGCCCCGCCUUCUGCUUCUCCUUCGCGAGGCGGGAACCGUCGGCCGCGGGAACCUUCUGGCUUCCUCUGACUAGAUCUUGCCCGCAGGUCUUGGGCAGGUAGUAUAGAUCAUCAGUAGAAAAACUUCCUGAAAGAAGAAAUUGUUCAAGAGAAAUUUGAAAGUAGCAAAACAGAAGACGAGGAAUUGACAACAGAUGCAGAGGAUAGCAUGGAAAUUUUACUUCAUUCAUUUGUUUAACAAAUUUAUUCAGCAAAACUUUGUUAAACACCUACUCUUCCUAGGUAUUAUCCUAGGCAACAGGACCACAACACUGAACAAAACAGAGAAAAAUCUCCUGCCUCUGUACAACUACAGCUGAUGAUGUCUUCCAGUUUCAAUAUAUUUAGAGUUGGCAUCUCUUUUGUCAUAAUGUGCAUUUUUUAUAAGUCAGCAGUAGACUCUCUAUCAGAACUGAGUCCUCAGAAAUAUUUCAGUACAUUGCAACCAGGAAAAGCUUCCUUAGCUUAUUUUUGUCAAGCUGAUUCUCCAAGAACCUCUAUAUUUCUUGAAGAACUGAAUGAGGCUGUUACACCUCUCCAGGACUAUGGAAUUUCAGUUGCAAAGGUUAAUUGUGUCAAAGAAGAAACAUCAAGAUACUGUGGAAAAGAAAAGGAUUUGAUGAAAGCAUAUUUAUUCAGGGGCAACAUCUUACUUAGAGAAUUCCCUACUGAUGUCUUGUUUGAUGUGAAUGCCAUCGUUGCCCAUGUUCUCUUUGCUCUUCUUUUUAAUGAAGUAAAAUAUAUUACCACCCUGGAAGACCUGCAGAACAUAGAAAAUGCUCUGAAAGGAAAAGCCAACAUUGCAUUCGCCUACGUAAGAGCCAUUGGAACACCAGAGCACAGAGCAGUCAUGGAAGCUGCUUUUGUGUAUGGGACCACAUACCAGUUUGUCCUAACCACGGAAACUGCCCUUUUGGAAAGUAUUGGCAAUGAGGAUAUAGAAAAUGCACAUCUCUACUUUUUUCAUUGUAAACAAGUCUUGGAUUUGACUCUGCAAUGUAGAAGAACACUGAUGGAACAGCCACUGACUACAUUGAAUAUUCAUCAAUUUAUUAAGACAAUGGAAGCACCUCUGCUGACUGAAGUUACUGAAGACCCUCAACAGGUUUCAACUAUUCAUCUCCAACUAGGAUUACCACUAGUUUUUAUUGUUAGUCAGCAAGCAACAUAUGAAGCUGACAGAAGAACUGCAGAAUGGGUUGCUUGGCGUCUUCUGGGGAAAGCAGGAGUUCUACUCUUGUUAAGGGACUCUUUGGAAGUAGACAUUCCUCAGCAUGCUAAUGUGGUCUUCAGAAGAGCAGAAGAGGGAGUGCCAGCGGAAUUUUUGGUGUUAGAUGAUAUUGAUUCACUAAUAUCCCAUGUGGAAAGUAAUGUGCACGUUGAAGAAAUUCAAGAAGAUGAAGAUGAGGACACGAAAAGUCCAAAUAUGGAUGUUCAAGAUGAUGAAGUGGCAGAAACUGUUUACAGAGAUAGGAAGAGACCCUUACCUUUGGAACUCACUGUGGAACUAACAGAAGAGACAUUUAACACGACAGUAGUGGCUUCUGAUAGCAUAGUGCUUUUCUAUGCUGGUUGGCAAGCAGUAUCCAUGGCAUUUCUGCAAUCCUAUAUCGAUUUGGCAAUUAAAUUGAAAGGCACAUCCACUAUGCUACUCACUAGAGUGAACUGUGCAGAUUGGUCUGAUUUAUGUACCAAGCAAAAUGUUACUGAAUUUCCUGUUGUAAAGAUGUACAAGGAAGGCAAGAAUCCGGUGUCUUAUGCUGGUAUGCUAGGAACUGAAGAUCUCCUAAAAUUUAUCCAGCUCAGCAGGAUUUCAUGCCCAGUGAACAUAACAUCUGUACAAGAAGCAGAAGAAUAUUUAAGUGGGGAAUUAUAUAAAGACCUGAUCUCCUACUCUAGUGUGUCAGUGCUGGGACUAUUUAGCCCAAACAUGACAACAGCAAAAGAAGAUUUCACUGAAGCAGGCAACUACCUAAAAGGAUAUGUUAUCACUGGAAUUUAUUCUGAAGAAGAUGUUUUGAUACUGUCAGAUAAGUAUGCUGCAACCCUUCCAGCCCUGCUGCUGUCCAGACACAAAGAAGGCAAAAUAGAGAGCAUUCCAUUAGCUAACUCCCAUGCACAAGACAUAAUUCAAAUAAUAACAAAUGCAUUACUGGAAACAUUUCCAGAAAUCACUGUGGAAAAUCUUCCCAUUUAUUUAAGACUUCAGAAACCAUUACUUAUUUUAUUCAGUGAUGGCAGCAUAAAUCCUCAAUAUAAAAAAGCAAUAUUGAUGCUGGUAAAAGAGAAACACUUGGAUUCACUUACCCCUUGCUGGUUAAAUCUAAAGAAUACUCCUGUGGGAAGAGGAAUCUUGCAGUCAUAUUUUGACACUAUGCCUCCCCUUCCUCUUCUUGUUGUGGUCAAUCUGCAUUCAGGUGGCCAAGUAUUUGCAUUUCCUUCAGACCAGCCUAUCACUGAACAAAACCUUUUAUUGUGGCUUAAGAAACUAGAAGCAGGACUUGAGAAUCAUAUCACAAUUUUACCCGCUCAGGAAUGGAAACCUCCUCUUCCUGCGUAUGAUUUUCUAAGUAUGAUGGAUGCUGCAGCAUCUCAACAUCCCACAAGGAAAGAUCCUGAGUGUACAAAAGAAACGGAUGUGCAGGAGAAUGAUAAAAAACAACAUGAAGAUAAAUCAGCAAUCAUAAAAGAACCAAUUGAAACACUGAGAAUAAAGCAUUGGAAUAGAAGUAAUUGGUUUAAAGAAGGAGAAAAAUCAUUUAGGCAUGAUAAUAAAGAGUUAUGAUGCUCUAAAGAGCUGGUUUCAUAGAGCUGUGGAGAGCUUUACAGUCUUUUUAGUUUAUUUGAUAGACUGAAGAAUUUAUUAAAAAUAUUAAAUCAUUUCAAGUUUCUACACCAAUGUUGUCCAAUGGAAAUAUAAUGCGAGCCAUAUAUGUAAACUUGGAAUUUUCUAGUAGUACAUUUUUUUUAAAAAGUAAAAAAUGAGCACGUGAAAUAAAUUUUAAUCUUUCACCCAGUAAGUAUACCCAAAUUAGCUAAGUUAAGGGGAUCCCUGGGUGGCUCAGCGGUUUAGCAUCUGCCUUGGGCCCAGGAUGUGAUCCUGGAGUCCUGGGAUCAAGCCCCGCAUCAGGCUCCAUGCAUGGAGCUUGCUUCUCCCUCUGCCUGUGUCUCUGCCCCUCUCUCUCUCUUUCUCUCUCUCUCUCUGUGUCUCUCAUGAAUAAAUAAUUUUUUUAAAAAAAUAGCUAAGUUAAAUAAAAAUUGAGAUAUUUUACAUUUUUUCUGUCAAGUCUUCAAAAUCCAGUGCAUAUUUUACCCUUACUGUACAUUUCACUUCAGAGUAGGCCACAUGUGGUAACAACUGUAUGAGUUCAGUUCUACACAAAAACUGGUAUAAAUAAUUUAACUUAGUUCUAGCUAUGAAUUAGAAUAAAAAUGCAACUCUAGUUUAAUCACAGCUGACUCCACAAUUGUAUCACAUAGCUGGAAAUAGUAUUUGUUUUGUUGUAGACAUGAUGUUAAAACCAGUGUUUUUAAACCAGGGAGCAGUUUUGCCCCCCAGGGGACAUUUGGCAAUGUCAAAAGACAUUUUUGCCUGUUAUAACUAGGGGUGUUACUGGCAUCUAGUGGGUAGAGGGCAGGAAUGCUGCUACACACUAUCAUGCUUUGGACAGCCCCUCAUGACAAAGAAUUAUCCUGCCCAAAUGUCAGUAGUGCCAAGGUUGAGUAACCCUGUAUUAAACUAACUUAUGGUAGAAUGUUCUUGUUCUGCUCAGUUAUGUCUGAAAAAAUCUCAAAUAUUAAAGAUAAAUAUUAGGUGGUCUUAUCCUGAUUAUUAUCUGAAUAUAACCAUGUCUUUUUUUAAAUUUUUAUUUAUUUAUGAUAGUCACACACACACACACAGAGAGAGAGAGAGAGAGAGAGACAGGCAGAGGGAGAAGCAGACUCCAUGCAACAGGAGCCCGACGUGGGAUUUGAUCCUGGGUCUCCAGGAUCACACCCUGGGCCAAAGGCAGGCACCAAACCGCUGCACCACCGAGGGAUCCCUAACCAUGUCUUUUAUUAUAAAUUCAUUUUUAUAGUACUUUUGAAAGGUGAUAAGAUAACCCUAAAAAGGAUAUAGAAUUACAUAUGCAUGUUUAUAUAUGUAUUAUACAUGUACAUAUAUAUGUACAUAUAUGCAUUAUAUAUCAUAUAUACAUUAUGUAAUAUAACUUAAAACUUUAAUUAUAUCAUAUAAAUACAUAUAACUCAAGUGUAUAUAUAAAGGCAUAUGAGAUAAAGAUAUAUAUGUAUAAAGGUAUAUAAGAGAAUCUUAAAACCUGCACUUAAUUAUACAAGUUAUAUUGCUAAGUUGAAGAGGAAUUAGACAUUCUGCUAUCCUCUUCACAAAAAGAGAAGCUCCCUCAUCUGAAACAUGUAUGAAAUGUACCUUUGUAAGCUUUGGACAAAUCAAUUGGUCUCCUCAUCUGUAUAAUGAGAGGAGAAGCCAUAGGGCCUCAUCUAUAUAAUGAGAAAGAUUAGCAAAAAAAAUAAUUUUUAAUUUUAAAAGCACUUACUUGUCAGGCUGUUCUGUUUGUAGCAGUUUGUCUCAUUUUCACUCCAUGCAUUUUUUUUUUUGAGACAUUUGCUGAGAAUAUCCUACUUGGUGCUCUACUAUAUUUUUCCCUUUUAAUACCUACUUCAGGUGUCUUGUUCUUGAAAUUUUCUGCACAUACAAUUUGCCUAGUACAAUUGAGUUCAUAAAAAAAGCAAAAGACAGCUACAUUUCAUUCUAACAGAUCAUUUGCUACUGUUAAUACCCUCUCCUUGAUAUUUUUCCUCUAGCAUGUAAUGCAUAUUAUUUCAGUUCAUAUGAACUAUAAAUGUAGUUUGUAGUACUGAAACAUUAAUCUAACCACUAGAAAAUGCUAAUUAACUAUAAGCACACAGAAACUUGAAAUUGAUUAUUGUACUAUAGCCAGCAAUUUUGACAGUUGUUAAUAACAUGUUCUUUUAAUAAUUUUAAAUAAAAUGUCUAGAUUUCAGGCUUCCUUCAAAAA
Canis lupus familiaris (dog) is the source of this 5201-nucleotide messenger RNA. It is a transcript of the gene TXNDC16, whose product is annotated as thioredoxin domain containing 16. The record is from RefSeq and is a predicted model, not a curated record. The coding region runs from base 482 to 2947 and encodes 821 amino acids. NCBI's taxonomy places the organism in Eukaryota, Metazoa, Chordata, Mammalia, Carnivora, Canidae. The transcript is spliced from 21 exons.